UGGAGAGAAGUCGCCAGCUGCAGCUUUCCCCGCUGAGUCAAGCCCCUGACUCUCGUCCGGAGUUUUCCGUAACUCUUUCCUGCUUGUCACUGUUUUUUUAAAACAUGUAAACCUGAUUGUUAUUUUUAGUCAUCUACGUGUAGUUCGUCUUGUUAGAUUUUCCUCCUACUUCUGGUCCUCCUCACUGCCGGGUAUGCGUACAGUUCAUCUGCUGAGAAGCACCUCCUCCUUCUCCUGCAGUGGUGGCACGAUAUUUAGCAUGACACAUUUUUCAGGAUUUGCUCUCCGAUUGAGGUUUCAAAUGCUGCAGUUCUUCACUGAGAUGUUCUCCUGAGUUAAAGUUCAUAUCUUGACGAAGGCUUUCCUGAGAAUUAUUCACCUGACGACACACAAUGGCCUCCAAUAUCAUUGUGGAGCAGCAGUUUUCUCACAGAUUCAUAGUGACGGUGGUUCGAGCCGAGAGUGUCACCAAGGGAGCACUGGGUGACCUGUUGGACACCCCAGAUCCAUAUGUGGAGCUGUUCAUCCCAACGGCCCCAGAGAGCAGAAAGAAGACCAAGCACAUAGACAACGACAUCAACCCAAAAUGGAACGAGACCUUUCAUUUUAUUUUAGAUCCAAACCAGCAAAACGUCCUGGAGUUAACAUUAAUGGACGCCAAUUAUGUGAUGGACGAGACACUUGGGACGACGACAUAUGAAAUCUCCAAGCUCAGAGUAGGCCAGAAAAAGAUGGAGUCCUUCCUCAUUGGCAAAGCAACCAAAGUAUACUUAGAGAUGUCGCUGGAGAUCUGCACCAAACUGGACCUGCGGUUCAGCCUGGCGUUGUGUGACAAAGAGAAGCAGUUCAGACAGACCCGCAGGGAGAGAGUGAUGCUGGGCAUCAAGAAGCUGCUCGACAUGGAGAAGCCUCGUUUCCUCCCCAGCUCUCCAGAGGAGGUACCAGUGAUAGCCAUAGCAGGCUCAGGAGGCGGUUUCCGCGCCAUGGUUGGCUUUUCAGGUGUGAUGAAAGCCCUGUUUGAGUCUGGGGUCCUGGAUUGUGCAACAUAUGUUGCAGGCCUCUCCGGAUCAACAUGGUACAUGUCUACUCUCUACUCCCACUCAGACUUUCCAAAUAAGGGCCCAAAAGACAUUAACCCAGAGCUGAUGAAGAGAGUUAGCAGUAACCCACUGAAGCUGUUGCUGCCCCAACACAUCACCAACUACAUCCAGGCCCUCUGGACCAAAAAGGCUUCAGGGCAGCCUGUUACCUUUACUGAUAUCUUCGGUAUGCUCAUAGGAGAGACGCUCAUUCCUGCGAGGAUGGACAUCAAACUGAGUGACAUCCAAGAGAAAAUAAACCAGGCUCAGAGUCCUCUUCCUCUCUUCACUUGUCUGCAUGUUAAGCCAGAUGUUUCUGAGCUCAUGUUUGCAGAUUGGGUGGAGUUCAGCCCGUAUGAAAUUGGAAUGGCAAAGUACGGCACCUUCAUGACCCCAGACUUGUUUGGAAGCAAAUUCUUCAUGGGAACAGUUGUCAAGAAAUAUGCAGAGAACCCUCUUCAUUUUCUGAUGGGUGUAUGGGGCAGCGCCUUCUCCAUUCUGUUCAACAGAGUGCUGGGAGUCAAAGACACAGCUGGUGGCAGCACCAUGGAGGAAGAGUUAGAGCAGAUCAAACCGCAGCACAUCGUCGGAGAAGACAGUCUGGAUAAUGACGAUGAGCCACGUAAAGCCGGAACAGAGAACCAGGAGGCAGAGGACGAGUACCAUCGCACUGCUAAAGCCAGCUGGGGUGAACGAAUGUUCACGUCGCUCUUUAGUGACUCAUCCCUGUUCAACACAAGAGAGGGCCGCGCUGGGAAAGUGCAUAACUUCAUGCUGGGCCUGAACCUGAACACCAGCAUGCCGUUCUCACCGGCAAGUGAGGUGCCAUGCUAUGCCCCAACACCUGAGGAGGAGGUGGAUGCUGUCACAGACCCAGACGAGUUUGAUCGAAUAUACGAGCCUCUCGAUGUGAAGAGCAAAAAGAUCCAUGUAGUGGACAGCGGCCUGACCUACAACCUUCCCUACCCUCUCAUCCUGCGGCCACAGCGUGGCGUCAACCUCAUCAUCUCCUUUGACUUUUCUGCACGACCCAGUGACUCCAGCCCUCCAUUCAAGGAGCUCCUGUUGGCAGAAAAGUGGGCUCGGAUGAACAAGCUUCCGUUCCCCAAGAUCGACCCCAAAGUGUUUGACCGUGAGGGCCUGAAGGAAUGCUAUGUCUUUAAACCAAAAAAAGGGGAAAAGAACUGCCCAACUGUCAUCCACUUUGUCCUGGUCAACAUCAACUUCAGGACAUUCAAGGCACCUGGUGUUCCCAGAGAGACUGAGAUGGAGAAGGAGCUGGCUGAUUUUGACAUCUUUGAUGACCCCGAGUCACCAUUCUCCACUUUUAACUUCCAGUACUCUAACGAGGCUUUCACCCGACUGCAUGACCUCAUGGAGUUCAACACUCUCAACAACCUGGAGGUGAUCAAAGAGGCCAUAAAGGACUGCAUCGUGUCCCUGAAGGAGAACCCCUCAUGUCGCUCUGUCCCAUUCUCCCUCAGUGCGAUCCCGAAAAAAAAGUUUGUCAAAAGAGAUUCUCUGGCAAAACCCUGGAACCUCCUAGGAAAUGAUAAGCAGUAGCCUAAUCUGAGACUUUGGAUAAAGCGGACUUUAGCGAUUUUUUUUCUCUUUUGUAGACUCAGUCUUAAAGGAAAGCAUUUUCUUUUUGGAAAACGCUGUCAUGUUGAUCUCUUUUCUGUAUACCAAUCAUACUUUUAAUUUUGUAAAGAACCUCAAUGUUUACUGGUAAAGGCCUUAUGAUUGCAUUCAUUUACAGCACAGUGAGAAUUUUCAUCUGGCUUCAUUUGCACGACCGCUGGGAAAACUGUUGGUGUUUAUUGACUACAAACAGCUUGCUGGCCUUGUGAACGACUGGAUGUUGAAAAUCGACACUUACUAAACACUGCAGUGUGACUGGAUUAUUACAGCAAACACCUGGCUCCAUCACAAACAACAGAAGAUUGUUUGUGUGUCAACUUUUGUUUUUACAUUUACUGAGAAUCCCAAACUCCGCUAUCUCUUAGCUGUUCGUGUGCAAAAGAAAUGUCCACACCAGAUUUUAAAUACAUCGUGUGAAUUUUCUACUCCAGUUGCAACAUUCCCAAUUCACGUGCACACCUCUAAGCUUCAGCUUGUGUUGCGUUUGCAUCUUUCCUAACGCUUUUUAUGCAAUUAUUUUUAAAUUUAGCUUGGAGCUGUGUGAGCGGACUGCUCCCCCUAACUGUAUCUGUAGCUGUUUGUUAGCUGAUCUAUUUCCAUAUUGACUACAGAGCAUGUAAAUCAAUGUUUUUGUUUUUUUUCCAUUGGAUGGCUCGUCUAAACAUGUAAUCCUGUUUGUCUAAACAUGGAAGAGGAGCUUGUAACCACUGCUUUUAUUUCAUGCCAACUCCUAAACACGCCAUGUGCACCCCCUCUGGAUACCUCAAACAUCCUGAUGAUGCUCACCCACCUACAUGGAAGGAGCACUCCCUGCUCCCAUGUAGGGCGUGUCUCUUAUAAAGCCACCAUUUUGGAAAAACAGAACUUGAUGCCAUAGAAACGGUGCUUGUUCUCUCCGUCUGUCUCCCUAUUUUCCUGAUCAUGUUGCUUCAGGCUGCCUUUCAAAUACAGGAACAGUUUGUUUUUCUCAGGCAAUUUCCUCCUCCAGCAAACCUGACUCACUACAGGAUGUCUUGAAUGCCCCCUGUAUGAUAAAGUGGAGCUUGGGUCAGUCUGGGUGGAGGUGGCGAGUGCGAUAAGGAGACCCACUCGCAGUUGCGCUCUGCGGCACUCAGUGGAAUUUGACACACUACACCUACACCUGCAGCAGUGGAGGCCUGGAAUCUGACGCACUACACCUAUACCUGCAGGGGCUCACAGGCUACACACAGAGCAGUGGAAUUUUACACUGAAGCUCCUCCAACCCGUCUAUGCUCAUGUUUCAGCCCCGCUGGUUUGGAGGAAACAGAGAAAAGAAAAAUGGUAUUCUGUGGUCUUACUGCAGGGUUUCAUGACCCACAAAUCUUUGCAGCUAUUGGAUUUUGAACAGAUCACUUGUUUUUGCAUGUCACCAGCAAUGUCAUGUUUUCCUCUAUUUUACUUUCAUUUAUUUCACACCACUCUCAUGACUGUCUGUUACAUAGAGAGCCGAAGUCAUGACGUCAUGUCAGGACUAGUCUCUGUUCUACAAGCUUCUCUACUCGUCUGUGUAUGUGUUGUUUAAGCUGAGGCUGAGACAGACACAGACACACAGAGAGAGACAGAGAGAGACAGAGACACACACACACACACACACACACACACACACACACACAAAACAUGGUUGUAGUCAGAACAAACAGGAGCAAAGGGGGAAGGCAGUAUAUGUAGCCUGUCGUUAGGGUGAAGUGAUUGCACCUGAGGGUGGCGGUUCCUCAUCAGGCAGGGUUUUGUGCUGUCCUCUUCCUCAGGUGUGAUCAUUUAAUCAUUUGACGGGGACUUAAUGACUGUAACUCAAUGCAGUGUCUCAUUUAGCAUUUAUUCAUUGGUCAAGACAAAAGAUAUCCACUCGGGGUGAAUCAUCAGCAUCACGAUACAAUAUUUUGCUGAUUUUAAAUGUAUUGCGAUAGCAUAUAUUGCAAUAUAUGUGAUUUAUUACCCCUUUUUUUCAAUACCAAUUUAUUUCCUCAACAGGAAACUUGCUCAAUAUUCGUUUUUAUAUAAUAAGAUAAAGCUUUCAUUCUGCCACAGCUUCCAUGAAAAUGGGCUUUCAUCCCAGUAACUACUUGUCUGAUGUCAUACAGAUUUGUGAACUUGUUCCAUUCUGUUUCCAGUCAAAUAGUGGACUGGAUGGAUUAUUAUUUCUGGACCCAAAGUAGCAAAGUAACUAACCAAUGUUCACUCCUCGCCCCCUUUGUCGAGCCAUGACCUUUAGCUCAGAAAGUUCUAGAACUUAUGUGAAAUAGUGUUUGUUUAAGGCUGCUAAAAAAAAAAAAAACAAUAUUAGACUGACUAUUAGACUGGUUAGCUUAGCUUAGCAUAAAUUCAGGAAACGAGGGAAUACAGAUAGCUUGUUUUUUUUUUUCAAAAUGUGCAAAACUUCAAAUGUUCCUUCAGAUUAAAAAAGAAGAUGGUGGAUUUUUUUACAGCCAGGCUAGCUAUUGCCUCUUUUGCUUUUAUACAAAGGGAAGUUAACAGUCUACUAGUUGUAUCUCUUUUAUGUACAAGACAGACAUGAGAGCGAUGCCAAUCCUUUCAUCAAGGUUAAUUUGCAAAAAAAUGCUAAUACCCUACAUUUCCUAAAAUGUUGAAAUACUGCUUUAAAUUUAUAAUCAAAGUUUUGUGCAGCAAAACAAGCAUUUGUGAUUUUAAUUGACAUUUUGUCGAACUCUGUGAGCUGUCAUGUUACACCUUUUUUUCGUAUAUUUGAUAUUUUUCUUCGUUAUUUCAGGUAAUUUAGAAAGCAUACAUGAGCUGUAGCAAUUCUAUUUUCUGAUAUUAUUUUGUUAUAUUAUAUUUUUCUGAUCUUUGACAAUGUUUACAAAUAUGUAUGAUGCUAAAUGGUCAGUUCUUGGGAAUCAAGAUGUGUACAUAAAUACUCCUGUGAUCAUUAACUGUAACUGGCAAAGCAUGUCAUACAUAAUGUUUAUGUGCAUCGUAAAACAAGGAUGAUAAUAAAAGAGAGAAUUAGUAUUGCA
Messenger RNA from Plectropomus leopardus (leopard coralgrouper), 5716 nucleotides. It is a transcript of the gene pla2g4ab, whose product is annotated as phospholipase A2, group IVAb (cytosolic, calcium-dependent). Gene Ontology annotation, biological process: glycerophospholipid catabolic process. Gene Ontology annotation, molecular function: calcium ion binding; calcium-dependent phospholipid binding. The record is from RefSeq and is a predicted model, not a curated record. Lineage: Eukaryota; Metazoa; Chordata; Actinopteri; Perciformes; Serranidae. Gene Ontology annotation, cellular component: cytosol; Golgi apparatus; nucleus.